CUCAGGCAAAGUUGUCAGUGUCUUCUUCAGUUAUCAUGUACAGAGACACAGUACAGCUGGAGUGUAGUAACAGUGAGAAUCAGAAGAUGGACGCGUGUUACUUCAUAAUAGAUGGAAGAGAAAGUAAACCGAGCAGAUCAUGUCAACUAUCACUCACUGGAUCAGACAUCAUUAUUUGGUCAGGAGGUCAGAGGUCAUCUGUCAACAUAACCUGCUACUACAGUGUGAAUACAUCACAAGGUCUCAUGCCAUCUCCACGUUCAGAUCCAGUAACAGUAACAGUUCAGAACACAGAAAUGUGGCAAAUAUGGUGGUCAGCAGUGGCGUGCUCUGUGAUUGUACUCGCAGGACUCAUAUGUCUGUGCACAUUUGCAUACAAAAAAAGAUCUAAGCGUAAAAGAACUGCAGGAGAAACGCGUGCUUCUGGACCUGCAAAUAUAUACUCUCUCAUCACUUCUGUACCAGACACAUCUAAACCCACAGCUAAACACCAUGAAAGUGAACCAGAGACUUACUCGCUCAUUACUUUAACUUCCCAGCCUUCAGAUGUUUUGGUUAAUACACAACACAAGAAGGGACAUACUGAAGAUGAUGAAAUUGUUUAUCACGUCUACUGCACCAUCCCAGACAAACCAGUAAGAGCUGUUGCUAAAGAUCAGAUCUACAGUUUGGCUACCUGACUUUCACUCAAUACUUUGUUCAUUGUACAUCUUUUUGUUUAUUAUUGAUUUACAUUAUUGGUGUGUAUUUGUUAAAUGUUUAAAAGAUAAAGCAUCUUUAUUUACUGACAAACAUUCAUGAUUGUUAAUCAGAGUUUAUAGUUUCUAUAUUUAACAGUUAGACAUCACGAGACAAAUCAGUUAAUAAUAACAGUGCUUACAGUAAAUGCGUUCGGUUACGUGGACACGUUAGCUGAGGAGAAAUUAAGAGUAAUAGUCACAUAACUUGUGUUUUCAUGUUUUCUGUGAUGAUUCUCCACAAAAUAAGAUUUUUAUUCGUUUCCUUGUUGAACUUUCUUGUCGUAUGACUUUUGAUUCCCAGUGUAUUCCUUGAGUAAUAAUUGAGUAAUGCGUAAUAGUAUUACUUAAAGAAAAACACCACCAUUUUAUAAUAUUUUACUACAUGUAUGUUCUUACCUCAACUUAGAUGAAUUAAUACAUCCCUAUCUUUUUUCAAUGCAUGUACUUCAUCUUUGUACAGUGCAUCGUGAAUGUGUUAGCAUUUAGUCUAGCCCCAUUCAUUCCUUAGGAUCCAAACAGGGAUGAAUUUAGAAGCCACCAAACACUUCCAUGUUUUCCCUUUUUAAAGACUGUUACACGAGUAAGUGGGUGAUUCUCACGAAAACUUGGUUUUAAAAAUGUCAAGCAUGAAAAUGUAAAAAUUUAUUAAAUUAACUUUUUUUCCCACCAAACAUUGAAAAACAAAGUCUGGAGUAAAUGGGAACAUUAAUUUAAAAACUUUUACUUAUCAUUUAACACUUUUUGUAACAUAAUUUAAAAAAAAUAGUCCUAAAAAAUCUCAUUACCGCAACAGUCAGAAAACAUCAACACUGACAUAUUUUCAAAAUGACAUGACAAACCUGAAAGAACAUAAUUUGGAGAUUCUGCACAUGCAUUUAAAAUCAAAGUAUUAUGCUUCUAUUAAUUAAAUUAACAUUUAAUAAGCAUCUGUUGCGGUAAUGAUAAUCAAAAUGUCGUGUAAGCAUUCUGACAAGACAAUAUUUCAAAUUAACUGUAAAAAAAUGAUCUUACCUGGUAGCCAUCUUGAAGUAACUGGUCCAUGUGCUUGGUCACUCAAAAUCAAACUUUAUUAAAAUUCUGUAUGUGUGCUUAAACUGUUCUCAAAAAGUGUUGCGGAGGAUGAGAACAUCAGGCAUGGACACAUCAUUUUCCUAAUUUUUCUUCAUUAUUAUUAUACAUGAAUAUUCAGUAAAUAUUUUUUCUGUCAUCUAAAGUAGUCUAGGAAAACAUCCAUUUAUUUUUUUUCUUAAUAUUUUUGUGUUAAUUUGAUUAAAUUACAACAUAACCCAUGUUUAAACACAGCCGGACACAUUGCGGUAAUGAGAAUUUCAGCAGAAAAUGAGAUAAAAUUUACAAUUAUAAAUUCUUAUGUUGAAAUCACACAUUGUGCAAGGUAGAACACAGUAUUGUGUUAAUUCUGAUGCUUUUUAAUGUUACUAUAUUACACAUUUUAAAGCUAAAAUCAUUAGUGCCGUGGUGUUUCAAUGGAUUCGUGAGAAUCACCCAAGUAUGGUGGCACAAAAUAAAAUGUGGUGAUUUAAGCAGAAAAAAAGUGAACUAUAUUGUAUUGUACUGAUAACCCAGGAUUGCGUUAACCUAGGGUUUGGAAUAACCUGGGGUUAACUAUUUAAAGAAUAAAAAGCCAUAUUGUGCGUGAUGCAGAUAUUUAUUUUAUUUGUUGCUGUUUGACUGAUAUGUUUAUCGCACAUUACAACACAACACUUUCAGACUUUGUACCUGCGGAUGGAAAGGGUGACAAGACUGUGGGUGUCUGCGGUCCUUCAGAAACUGCGGUCCAGUCUGUCACACUUCAGAGACUUAUUAUGUGCUCAAGGGUCAAGGCAUAAUGUUAUAGGAAUUCUCGCAUGUUGAAAUGUCCAUGUUUGGUAUUCAUGCACACAAGCUGACGCAAAAGUGUCAUUUGUAUCUGUUUUACCAGCUUAUAAUAAAAGGAUAUACAGUAAAUGAUUUUAAUAAGUUCCAUGGUAACUGGAGGGGUGGAGCUACAGUUACAUUUAUUCUCAACAACCACCAUAAACAGAUUACUGCUGGGAA
Molecule: messenger RNA, 2795 nt
Organism: Misgurnus anguillicaudatus (oriental weatherfish)
Lineage: Eukaryota; Metazoa; Chordata; Actinopteri; Cypriniformes; Cobitidae
Source: RefSeq, a predicted model, not a curated record